CGCCCCGACUGGGAGGCGGGCGCGCCCCGCACAGCUCCGUGACAGGACGCAGGCGGUCCGCCUGCGCGGAACCCUGCUGGCGGAAGGAUGUGCUCCUAACACCCUCGCGGCGUGGUUGAAGUAAAGCGCGAACUGCGGAGGCGCUAAGGUGUUGGAACUGCAACUGGUGGAGGCGCGGCCGAGAAGCUCCGCCAGCCCCGCGGUGUGGGCCCGCAGCUGUGAGAGACGUUCCCGGUGCGGGUCCGGUGCUCCCGGGGGUGGCUCCGUGCGUGAGAGCAUUGCCGCGGAAAAAGGAAGAACUGAGGAGAAAACAAACUAUGAAAGUGUUGGUUAUUGGCCUUGGGGGUGUAACAAAUGGAGGGAAAACAACGCUAGCAGAAAAACUUAAGAAUAUGCUUCCCAACUGUGAUAUAAUCUCUCAAGAUGACUUCUUUAAGCCAGAGUCUGAAGUAGAAACAGAUGAACGUGGAUUUAAGCUAUAUGAUGUACUUGAUGCCCUCUAUAUGGAUGAAAUGGUGACAAGUAUUCGCAAUUGGAUGAAAAGCCCAGCAAGCUCAGGUGUUGUGACAGAAGAGCCAGAGAAUACCUGUGACAAUCUGAAAAAUGUUCAUAUUUUGAUUGUUGAAGGCUUUCUCCUUUACAAUUAUGAGCCCCUUAAUGAGCUAUGGAACAGAAGAUAUUUUUUGACCCUGCCUUAUGAAGAGUGCAAAAGGAGAAGGAGCACCAGAGUCUACCAGCCAGCAGAUACACCAGGGUACUUCGAUGGACACGUGUGGCCUAUGUAUUUGAAAUAUAAAAAUGAAUUGGAAGAGAAUGCAAGUAUGCAAGUUGAUUAUUUGGAUGGAACAAAAUCCCAAGAGGAGCUUUUAUCCUAUGUGUAUAGUGAUAUAAUACAGGAAUUAAACAAGCUGAGGGAAGAAAAUCAGCAGGUCACAUCAUGACAAUGUAGAAAGCCUGGGUUCCAUUUGAUAUGAGUUGAAAACACCAAGACUGUCAUACAUGGCAAGCCAACCAACUGAGCAAAUGCUGUGUGUAUGACCAUAAUGCUGCUUCAUGUAACACAAGAGAUUUUGUAAGUAAUUAUUAACUCUCUCUUGGGUGUGGAGACAGAGACUCCAUUUAGGAGUAUGAACACUGCGUUCCUGAAAUUUCCUUUAAUCAAUCCUGCUUUGGCUGAGCUUUAAAUCUGAUUCAAUGUGUAUGUUUUAAAACAUGAAGAUUUUGUGCAUAAAACUAAACCACAAAGAUGCACUUCUGUUGGAUUAAUAAGCAUAUCUGAACAUGGAUGAUUUGAUUGCAAUUUGAAACGAUCAUAUAGGAAUGACGGUGAUUGCCUCUAAUAUUCUUAGGAGCUUAUUAUCACUGAUAAACAUGCCCAGAGAAACUAGCUGUGUAAGAUAUGUAAGUUUAUGUAAGUUGUUAUGCUGCUUAUUCAGUAACUGAAUACUUCACAGCUAAGCUUAUUUAGACUUGCUAAAUACCUCUGGUGUUUGCACUGUAAUUUUUGUGUUGUGUAUUCUUUAGAGCAGUUGGGAAUAGAUGUUAAGAAAAUGAAAACAAACCUGAAGAGGACUCAGAUUGUUGGAAAAAGGUGGGAAAAUAAGAUGUAGAGAAUGGAGAUGCAUCAUUAACAAGAUAAAAUACAUAUAUUAUGCAGAGAUUGACUAGGAUGGCACAGAUGACUAGAUAAUAAAUCCAUGCUUCAGGGAGAAAGAAGGAAGAAAUAAUUGUUAUUAAUAUUUGUAACUCACAUUGAAAGUGAAAUGAAACUGAAAUGUUGUGAAUAGAAUGUUCAGAAAGCAAGAAUGCCAGACAAAUGUGAAAGCUUUGUUGUACAAUUUGUGUGUAUAUAUAUAUUUACCCAAACUAGGAAAUUGGAUCAUAGAUUGUUGCUGAAUAAGUAAUAUCUUAACUCUUAUGUUUUCUAGACAAUUGGUUGCAUUUUUAUGAGCCAAAAUAAAAAUAAAACUACAGACAUGGAAAGGAAAGGAUGGAUUUUAUUACUUGAUACGUGACAGCUUAACUAGUCAGUGAUUGAAAUGUAGUACUUUAUAGUAAUAGUCCUAAAUCUAUGUAUUAGAAAAAGAUGUUAUCAGAUUACAGCUAUGUUUAGCUGUGUUUAAAACAAAGUGCUUCCAAAUAUAAUUUUGUUUUAUUAUUUUGCACUAAAAAUUCUUCAUCUUGCAUUUGCUCA
This is a messenger RNA of Melospiza melodia melodia, 2194 nucleotides long. RefSeq names its product nicotinamide riboside kinase 1 (gene NMRK1). The record is from RefSeq and is a predicted model, not a curated record. Gene Ontology annotation, cellular component: cytoplasm. Gene Ontology annotation, molecular function: ribosylnicotinamide kinase activity. NCBI's taxonomy places the organism in Eukaryota, Metazoa, Chordata, Aves, Passeriformes, Passerellidae. The coding region runs from base 318 to 941 and encodes 207 amino acids. The transcript is spliced from 9 exons.